AUGGGCGUCAAGAGGUUCAGCGGGGCGCCCUUCGGGGUGCAGAGCCACAGGUUUGAUGUCUCCGCCGUUUACCCCAACCGGAAGAAAUUCAGCACUUUUACAGAGGCCCCAUACUCCAGGCUUUACUCUGUGGACCUGUCCCACAUAGGACCUGGGACCUAUGGCUACCAGGAGACCUGCUUUAGCAAGAAGAAGCUCAGAGAGGAGGUGGGCACAGGCUGGGCCCGGGCCCAGGAAGCCAUCCGGCUGACCCAGCUGCCCCACUUUCAGUACCAGGCCAUCAUGAAGGAGAAGCAGCUGCAGAAGGAGAAGCUGGGGCCUGGCUCCUACAACCUCAAAGACUUCUUAGAACAGCUGCAGGAGAAGCCGUGCAGCACCCGGGGGCUGCUCAGCUCAGGGGAGAUUCGCUUCCGAGGACUCAUUGGGAACUACUAUCCAGGCCCUGGAAAUUAUGGGGUGAAGGGCAACCCAUACACAAAGCUGGAAGAGAAAGCCUGGAACCGUUCUCAUUCUGAGGGCCUCAUGUGCAGGAUGACCAACAAGCCGUCCCCCCUGUCUCAUCAGGGGAGUGGUCUGGCUCCAGGCACCUACUCUCUCAAAAGUGGCAUUGAGGCAUACCUGGCACAAUCCAUGGGCACCCGUGGGCUUUACGACACUUUCUCCGGUGACCGAAGCAAGCCCCAGCCUUACGGACACUACUCUGUGCAGAAAAAAAAGCCCAGGGAACUGAUGAAUUUUACGAGCUUCGUGGAAGAACUUAACUCCUGUCACAAUAAGAAGCGCGGGGUUUUUUCGAAAAUUUCUCGCAACCCAGAAACCCCUACAGAAAGGAUUUACUGGGCCACCCUCAGCCAGUGCCCCCGGAAACUGGCCACGUCUGGGCCUGGUUCGUGGCUCCCUCCAGAGAAGGAAUGCAGGCACAUCAACCAGCCACCGUUCCUGCUGUCUUCCAAGCGGAUGGGCAUAAAGACCUACCAGAUGAUUCUGGGAAGCUGGAACCCUGUGGGUGUGGGCCACUACCUCAACACCUGGCUGGCAGAAACCAAGGACCAUCGGCAGCGAUAUCGGUCCCUGUUUCUGGGUGGAUCCAAGCGCUACCUCUCAGACCUGGCCAGGGACAGGCUCAUGCAGGAAAGGAUCACACCUUUUACUAAGGGAAGGUGUCCUCCAACAGUGGAUUACAAUUCAGAUUCUACUUCUUAAAGCUGCAUAUGAAGGACUGCCUGUGAUGACCAGAGGGCCCAACAACCUGGAGACAAAUCUGGGGAUGGGAGGGUAGGAGUGGGAAUUGGGAGGGUAGGGAGGAUCUUAGAGAAAGUACACAUGGGAAUGCCUGGGAGAGGGGAGAGAUAUGGUGGGAUCACUUUUGCUGGAGACAUCUACCAUGAUGUCUGUUGGGACAUCUGGGGCCAGAUAUCUUUUGAUAUGAAAGAUCAACUAUCCUGAGAAUUCAAAUUAGCCAGUGGCAUGAACAUGGGAGCCAGAUAGCAGAUGGACUAAUGAAGCGGAAUGUGGUUGACACUCUUGGAAGCUCUUCUAUUCUAAAGCCAACUUGCAUGACUCCCUGAUUAUUAAAAUCCAAAAAGAGGCAGAAAAGUGUAGCAUAUGUCAUAAGACAGCUGUAGGCCUCCUUCAGGAACUCUCUGUCUCCAUCCCAGGAUGCUUCUGGAAGCUCAACAGGGCCUAACAUGAUUUAUGAGGAAGCUGCUGGCACCCGGCCAUGUGCAGCCAUGGGGAACAAUCAGUUUCACCCUUUGGAGUUCAGCCUUGUGGGCACACUAGUCUAACCCAAAGAUGGGUCAGUGGGGUUGGUCACAAUGUCCUGAGCUACUUCCUUCACUGUUUUUUGUUGGUGAGAGAUUGUGUAGGGUGGCAGGAUUAUAUUGUCUCUAUGUCCCUAGAAAAAAAGGAGGCUGGAACAUCACAGCCUUAGCCACAAAACUCUAAUAAUGAUGAAAAAUACUCUUCAGAGUGUGAGUGCCUUAUGAAAAGUGGUUACUUUCUCACUCAUGGCAAAAUGACUGUCUUAGAAGAAGUAAAACUGUCUUUAUUCUUAGAUAUGUUGCCUAGGUGAAAAAAAAUCCUGUGAAUUCUCAAAAAAGCUGAUGAACCAAAAUAGGUGCAAAUAGAUCUGAACCAAAAUAGGUGCAAAUAAUAAAUCAACUCAGCAAAUUUUCAGGAAAUAAUAUAAAUAUAUCAAAAUGAAAUAUAUCUAUAUGUGAUAAAAAUUAAAAAUC
Messenger RNA from Canis lupus familiaris (dog), 2237 nucleotides. It is a transcript of the gene CIMAP2, whose product is annotated as lymphocyte expansion molecule. NCBI's taxonomy places the organism in Eukaryota, Metazoa, Chordata, Mammalia, Carnivora, Canidae. The record is from RefSeq and is a predicted model, not a curated record.